AUGGUUAACUUACAGGUGCAAAUCCAUACAAAUACAUAUGAAGUUUAUGCUUCUGAAGAAGAGAAGAAGAAAGACGUUAAUAACCUACAAAAGGAAUUUAAAAAGAAAAUUAAUGCAUAUGUGGAUUCUGAUAUUGAUACGAAUGCAGAUGCUUAUAUGAACAUGGACUCAGAUGCUUAUACAGAAGUAGACACUUAUAUAAAGAUAGAUGCUAAUAUGGAUAUGAAUGCUAAUAUAAACAUGAAUGCUAAUAUGGAUGCAUAUACAGAUUUAAGAAUGGAUGCAAAUGUGAAUAUGGAUACAGACAGCAAAAGUGUAGAUAAUAAUGAAAUAUUUAACAAUACUUUUGUUGAUUGGAAUCUAGCUAUAGAGCAUAUUGAAAAGCAUGAUAUAGAAAAUGGAUUUGAAGUUUCUUGUGAAUACCAUUCCCAAAAAAAAGCUAACAUGGAAGAUAAUUAUGAAUAUGAGAGCAUAAAAAUAAACUGGCCAUAG
This is a messenger RNA of Cetraspora pellucida, 492 nucleotides long. The record is from the annotation of a GenBank genome assembly. NCBI's taxonomy places the organism in Eukaryota, Fungi, Glomeromycota, Glomeromycetes, Diversisporales, Gigasporaceae.